GCUACCACGUGAAGUUUAGUUGCUAGCGGACAGAGCUGGACAGAAAGAGCAUUUAAAACUUUGGUAGUUUUCCUUCAACAUUCGAAUUACUUUGCUAUCUUUUUCGAAGACUACAGACUCUUGACUUCAGAGCAAUGUCUACAAAACCAAUCAAGCUGGUGCUUUGUGGUGGAGGCAAUGCAGCUCAUGCCUGGGCUGGUAUAGCUUCAUCUCAACCAGACACUGAUGUAUGUGUUCUAUCCUUGUUCCAAGAUGAAGCAGAGAGGUGGUCUAACUCUCUCAAGGAACACGACUUCACUGUGAACCUGUACAGAAAAGGAGAGUACUACAAGAAGCUGAAAGCCAAACCAAGACUGGUUACUAAGAAACCAAAGGAGGCGAUUCCCGGAUGUGAUGUCAUUGCCUUCGUGUUGCCAGCCUUUGCACAUGAGCAGUACUUAAAUGCGAUCAAACCACACCUUGAACCAGGCAUGAUUCUUGUUGGUUUUCCUGGACAAUCUGGGUUUGAGUUUCAGGAACGAGCUAUUCUAGGAGAUAUUGCAAAGCAGAUUACUCUCAUUAACUUUGAAUCAUUACCAUGGGCAACAAGAAUUAUGGAAUUUGGUAAAGAUUGUGAAGUACUUGGUACUAAGGAUACCAUGAUGGGUUCUGUGCAGAUCGGGUCAGUUACUCCAAGAAGAGAUCCAUUCACAGUUGUCCAGAAGCUGAUUGGUGAAAAGCCAGCCCUAAUAACAAAAGGCCAUCCUCUUGCAGCCAAUCUUAUGUCUGUCAAUGCAUAUCUGCACACUAGUCUGACGUACAACGAGUGGUGCACUUGGGACGGUACCCCUCUUGACAAACAACCAUUGUUUUAUCAUGGUGUAACAGAGGGUGCUGCAGCAUUGUUAGGCAGCUUAUCAGAUGAAGUGGUUCAGAUAGCAAAAGCUAUCCAGGCUCAGAGCCCUGAUACUGAUAUGUCAGAGGUAAUUGACAUGCACACUUACUAUAAAGCCCGCUAUCCUGAUGACAUUGAAGACAAAACCUCUCUGCUAUCUUGUAUCAGAACCAAUGCAGCUUACAAGGGCUUGACACACCCAAUGAUGGAAACCAAGGAAGGGAAGUUUGUACCCAACUAUGCCAACUACCGUUUCCUGACUGAGGACAUACCAUUUGGGCUUGUGGUGAUCAGAGGGAUUGCAGAGGUAGUGGGUGUGGCCACACCAAAUAUUGAUAAAGUACUCACUUGGUGUCAGGAGCAGAUAAACAAGGGAUAUCUUGUGGAUGGGAAGAUCCAAGGAAAAGAUGUGAAGGAUACAAGAGCACCUCAGAGAUAUGGAUUCACUACUCUGAAGGACAUUAUUGGACACUAGUAGAUAAUGACAUGAACCAUUAAUGAUACUGGGUCAUUGUGGUUGAUUUUGAAAUGAGGAAAUCCUUAGGAUAUUUGGUAUUAAUUUGCCAUUUUAUAGAUAAUAUAUGACGAUUAUCAUUUAUAGAUGUAGAAAUACUUGUAUGGAACUUGCAUUUUGUUAUGGCCAUGCUGUUCUUAGAUGGUAUAUAAAGAGUAGUGAAUAAAAAUAUUAUUUUGGAUAA
Actinia tenebrosa (Australian red waratah sea anemone) is the source of this 1572-nucleotide messenger RNA. Its product is annotated as tauropine dehydrogenase pseudogene. Lineage: Eukaryota; Metazoa; Cnidaria; Anthozoa; Actiniaria; Actiniidae. The record is from RefSeq and is a predicted model, not a curated record.